This is a messenger RNA of Micropterus dolomieu (smallmouth bass), 1521 nucleotides long. Its product is annotated as gap junction Cx32.7 protein-like. NCBI's taxonomy places the organism in Eukaryota, Metazoa, Chordata, Actinopteri, Centrarchiformes, Centrarchidae. The record is from RefSeq and is a predicted model, not a curated record. Gene Ontology annotation, biological process: cell communication. Gene Ontology annotation, cellular component: connexin complex. The transcript is spliced from 5 exons. Bases 205 to 1164 code for a protein of 319 amino acids.
CCAAGACAUAGCUGUCUCCAUCCACGUUUUUUCUCUGUGGUUUUAUUCUACUGCAGAUAAGUAGCUUCUGUUUUGGAGAGUCAACAGCUGUGGCUUCUAUCAGCAGACUCACAGGCCUGCGAGAAAUGAUAGAGUUUGGCCUUGUGAGAGAGUCUGACUUUUACACCGACAGUGAUUUCUAAAGAAGGACAACUGGUGACUGACAUGGGCGAAUGGGAUCUGCUGGGCCGCUUGUUGGAUAAAGUGCAGAGCCACUCCACAGUGAUCGGGAAGGUCUGGCUCACCGUUCUGUUUGUGUUCCGCAUCCUGGUCCUCCACACCGGCGCUGAGAAGGUGUGGGGCGAUGAGCAAUCUGACUUUGUCUGCAACACUCAGCAGCCUGGCUGUGAGAAUGUCUGCUACGACAAAGCCUUCCCCAUCUCUCACGUUCGCUUUUGGGCCCUCCAGAUUAUUGCUAUAGCAACUCCGAAGCUUCUAUAUCUCGGUCACGUACUUCAUGUGAUCCACAUUGAGAAGAAGCUUACUGGAAAAGUCAUUUUCUUGUCCUUCCAUUCCAAGGUGAAGGAGAGGAUGAAGAAGCAUGCUGAUUUGGAUGACCAGGCCACUCUGUUCCUUAGGAGGGCCUACAAAGUUCCCAAGUACACCAAGAGCACUGGCAAGAUCAGCAUCCGUGGCAGUGUCCUUCGCAGUUAUGUCCUCCAUCUUCUGGCCAAGAUUAUCCUGGAGGUUUUGUUCAUCGGGGGUCAGUACUUUCUUUACGGUUUCACACUCCAGCCUCGUUAUGUCUGCACUAGCUCACCUUGCCCUCACAAAGUGGACUGCUUCCUGUCCAGGCCCACAGAGAAGUCAGUCAUCAUCUGGUUCAUGCUGGUGGCAGCAAUUGUCUCCCUCAUCCUCAGCCUGGUGGAGCUGUUAUACCUGUGUUCGAAAGCUGUGAAGGAGUGCAUGACGAGGAGGCAGGAUUACACAGUGACCCCGGUAACACCUCCACUUUUGGGAAGGAAAGCUUUUAAAAACCGUGACGAGAUGAUCCAAAAUUCUGUGAACCUGGAGCUGGAGCUCCAAGGAACAAAAUUGGGGUCGAACGGGGUCACAGUCGGGGUCAAGGAGGCUGCUAAAAAUAUACCACCUGAGAACAACAACAUAGGGGAGGUCCACAUCUGAAGCAUUGAGGCUGUGAUAGGUUGACCGGUCAAAUUCCCGAGUUCCAGUAUUUGUGUGCUUUGGCUUUGGGGUGGAAAGGUGUGUGUGUGUGCAGUAAAUAAAGAUGGUGGGUGGGGGGGUAGCCAGCUUUGGUAAACAUAACUCAGUCACAUGCUAAAAAAGUAGUUAAAGUGACUUAAAGUGACUUUUGUGACAUAAUAAAAAAAUAACAAACAUUUUUUCUUGCAGGUGACAGAGCUGUCAUUUUAAAACACUGUACAUUUUUUUGAUAGAUUUUGCUAAGAGUACUUCUUUGGAAUGAUUUAAGACUAUGUUAUUGAAAUUUUGAUUGAAUAAACUUCUCAUAUUCAGAUUGGA